Coprinopsis cinerea okayama7#130 is the source of this 312-nucleotide messenger RNA. RefSeq lists its product as hypothetical. The coding region runs from base 1 to 312 and encodes 103 amino acids. Lineage: Eukaryota; Fungi; Basidiomycota; Agaricomycetes; Agaricales; Psathyrellaceae. The transcript has 3 exons. The record is from RefSeq and is a predicted model, not a curated record.
AUGUCGUCCAAAGUAACCGAGAACGCCCAAAAUCCCACGAGUGCCCACGACAACCCGGCGUCGACAACCCCUCUCAAUUCCAAGGUCAAUUCAUCUCGAUGGCGAUAUGUGGAAUUACCAGACACGCCGCCAGAGAAACCAUCGCUUGCGCGGACGAAAAUUAGGAAAAGGAAGGGUCCCAAAGCGUCAAUGAAGCAAAACACUGUUGAUGAUCCAGAGUCAGGCUCUUCAACGGAGUACAUUCCAGUCCCUAGGAAGCGCAGGCGACAACUGUCUUCUACACCACCCACUGACGAUGGCCAUGGUCCAUAA